AAGUAAAAUAACCCUAAAUCUAAUGUGUUGCUGCCGCCUCUCCACUCUCUUCUUCGAUUUCUUUUAUGCCUUAGCUACACAACGCCGGUGACUUCUUGAAAUUGCCACAACGCCGGUCUGAAUCGCUCAUAUACUUCUUGAUUCAACGAUUCGGCUCCAUUGUUCGUCGCCUCUGCUGCAGCAACGAUUCAGCUCCAUUUUAUUUUUACAUCGUCAUCUUCUUCCGCACCUUGCCGGAAAGUUUCCCGGCAUGGAUGAAGAUCAACCGUCUCCCACUCGUAGGAAGGCAAAGUUCACCCCAAAAGCCCCUCCUCAAAGGAGGCUCAGACCUACUCUUCCCAAAACUGAAGUUGCUAAUAAAAUUGAGGAUGAAGAAGCUGAAGCACAGAAGCUCACACUCCUAAUUCAAUGUAAAAUAUUUUUCUUACGUUGUAAAUUUCUCACAGUAAAUUAUUGAGAUCAGAGAAGCCAGUUCGAUAGGAGACACCCGUGGAGUUUAAUCCAAUAAAGACUACUGCUAAUAUACCUGCAAGCAGAAAUAGCAUGCGCAAUUCAACUUUGUUAAACUUAGUCAAAGUGAAGGCUGAACCAUUGGAUAGUAGUGAAUUGCACAAGCCAGGCAUGAGUGCUGCUGCUAACCUCUCAUUGAACAUAAAAUCAGUGAAGAGUGAAGUGAAUAUCUCUGCUGAACUGAAUAUAGAUGAGGUAGAUGACAUGCAAUUGCAACAGCGGAUGAAGCUACGGAUACCAGAAAAAGAUUCCAAAUCAAAUACUUCAGACAAUUUUCAGUGCUCGGGGAAAGGUUUCCCUUCUGUUGAGAAAGGCCCUGCUGUUAUGCAAGCUACAAACCCAAUACGUAUUAGUUGCCCACGGAAAAGGAAGAAGACUGCCACGGAUUCAAUUGAAACAGCUCUAGAAGAAGAUGCUCCCGGACUUCUGCAGGUGUUGAUUGAACAAGGGGUGUCAAUUGAUGAAAUGAAGCUUUAUGGAGAGACAGAAAAUGAUGAACCCAUUGAUGAAUCAUUCAUUGAAGAUGGCUUUGCAGAUCUUGAAGCUGUUAUAUCAAAGGAUUACAACCACACAUACUAUCCGGCAACUCUUCCUUUGAGACGGCCUAACUCUGGUGACCUGGAACUUCUUGAUGAGGCUGAGUUUGGGAAGGCUGCAAGGAAAUGGAGUAUGAUGAGAACACUAUCAAUGCUGCUUCAGAUCUUGGACUGUUGGUUGGUGUUGGAUCAGAGGAAUGUGACAAAGAAAGAUUGAUUUUCUUUCAACUUCCUGCCAAGCUACCCUUUGUCAAGCACCCAGCUAGUGCAAAGGGAAAAGAGAAAGCUAAAGGCUCAAUUCCGUCACAGGACCAGAGUGCUACAAGGAAGGAAAGCGGUUUAGAAGAGUUAUCAGGGGGAUACAUGGGCAAAAUGCUGGUUUACAGGAGCGGAGUGGUGAAGCUGAAGCACGCCGGUCUGAAUCGCUCAGAUAUUUACGGUUCUAAUUUUACAAAAUUUUGAUAAUGCAGAUCUAUUUUAAAAGUUAUGCUUAAUUCAGUUUCUUGUCUUUUUAGUAAAUAUUUUACAAGUUUACAUGUAAUCGGUUAUUUUAGUAUAUUAAAGACUUAUUCAUUUAUUAUUUUAUGUAAUUUUUAAUUUGAUUUA
Messenger RNA from Mercurialis annua (annual mercury), 1652 nucleotides. RefSeq lists its product as uncharacterized. Bases 544 to 1263 code for a protein of 239 amino acids. Lineage: Eukaryota; Viridiplantae; Streptophyta; Magnoliopsida; Malpighiales; Euphorbiaceae. The transcript is spliced from 9 exons. The record is from RefSeq and is a predicted model, not a curated record.